Messenger RNA from Calypte anna (Anna's hummingbird), 2031 nucleotides. It is a transcript of the gene LRR1, whose product is annotated as leucine rich repeat protein 1. NCBI's taxonomy places the organism in Eukaryota, Metazoa, Chordata, Aves, Apodiformes, Trochilidae. Gene Ontology annotation, molecular function: protein binding. The record is from RefSeq and is a predicted model, not a curated record. The transcript has 4 exons. The coding region runs from base 24 to 1283 and encodes 419 amino acids.
AGCGGGGCCGUUGGUCGGCGGGGAUGCGGCUGCAGUGCGAGGUGGAGGUGGUCAGCCGGCUCCUGCCCACCUGCGGGCUGCGAGGCCGUGGCCGCGGGACCAGGGCGCUCCUCUCGCUCGGCCGCCCGCCCGGACGGGCUGAGGGCGGCGGGGUUUACCUGAUGGUGUGCACGGCGCGGGACCGGGUCGGUGCUCGCUAUAAGGUGCAGGAGAACAUCGAGCGGUUCUUUACCCGGUUCGUGGAGGAGGGCAAGGCCACUGUGCGCCUGCGGGAGCCCGCCGUGGACGUCUGCCUCAGCAAGGCAAAUGCCAGCAAUUUAAAGAAUUUCCUCUCAGCCGUGAGACUGGCUCACCAAGGGACAGACGUAGGAGCUCUCCCGCUCUCAGCUUUGGUACCAGCCAAGACCUCAGAAGUUGAAAAACCAAAGACAAAAAUGAUCAUAACGUCCAGAAGGGACUAUCCUCUCACCAAAAACUUCCCUUACUCCCUGGAACACCUCCAGACCUCCUACUGCAAACUGGCUCGGAUCGACACUCGUGUGCUUUGUCUGAAGAAACUGAGAAAACUCGACCUGAGUCACAAUCACAUCAAGCAGCUGCCGGCGACCAUCGGUGACCUGGUUUGUCUUCAGGAGCUUAAUUUGCACGACAAUCACCUGGAGUCGUUCAGUGGGGCCCUCUGCAACUCCACCCUUCAGAAAUCUCUCCAGUCCUUGGACCUCAGCCAGAACAAAAUCAAAGCUCUUCCCAUUCAGUUCUGCCAGCUGCGGGCACUGGUGAAUUUAAAGCUGGAUGACAACGAGAUGAUUAGGUUGCCAUUCAAGAUGGGCCAGUUAGAUCAUCUGCGCUUCCUCUCAGCAGCUCGAAACAAACUUCCCUUCUUGCCCAGUGAUUUUAGGAAACUCUGCCUUGAGAGCUUGGAUCUCUUUGGCAAUCCUUUUGAACAGCCUAACCCCCUCGUCCCCAACAUACAACUGAAAAUACCUUUGACUUUGCUGGAGUGUGCUGCCAGAGCAGCUGUGAACUACAGGAUCCCUUAUGGUUGUCAUCUCCUUCCUUCUCACCUGUGUGAAGAUCUGGACGUGGCUAAAACAUGCCAGUGUGGAAGUGCCUGCCUGAGCAGCUUCAUCCAGAUCACAGUGACCAUGAACCUCCACCACGUGGCUCACACCGUGGUCCUGGUGGAUAACAUGGGAGGGACAGAAGCACCCAUCAUCUCCUACUUCUGCUCUCUGCACUGCUAUUCCCAGUUCCUGGAUAGGUACCUGCAGAGUAAUGGGUGACCACGAAUGGGUGUAAAAGCCCUGCCUGAAAUUCUGCCCAGUGAGGGAGGAGCAUGAAAUUGGUUUUGUUGUUACCCACUGGUGCUGUCCCAGGGCAUUUGCUGCCCAUGGCACACACCAGUCCUGCAGUGAGGGGCACGGUCAGCCUGGUCCUGUGGCUUCACUGUUCCUUCUCCACUGGAAUCUCUUUGGUUGGAAUAAAAAGUGAUGUUUAGCUCAGAUUAACCUUCCUUCCUUAGAAUGCAUUUUGCUUUCUUUUUCCUGUUGGUGUGUUGGGAGUAUCAGGACAGUUUCUUUUCUUCCUCCUGGCUAGGAGAAGGCAGCUGGGCACGUGUCAAACUGCCUCACUCACACCUGAGGCUCUGAGCUCUGCCUGCAGAAGGUGACUGUGUUGACUUGACCACUGGAUUGGACUCUUCCCAACUUUACUGCAGAGCAGCUUGGUGUAAGAUGUCAGGAGAAGGAAUCCCAGUGUGAGCAGUUCAGAACUGGUCACAUCAUUUUCCAGGUGCUUUUUGAAAAAACAAACAAAAAAAAUGCUCAGUUACAGCAUUCUCACUUCAAGCAGGGACCAGCACUGCUGGGUUUUUUUUUACCAGAGCAAAUGUUUUUGGUUUUAUCUCUUUGUUAUAUAAGAAAUGUCUUUUUCUAGGUAUGUGACCUAAGCUUUGUUUCUUAACUCUCACAUUUUAAAGAUUCUCGAAUUGUUCACUGUGUCAAAUUUAUUAAAUUUUGAACCCCCUUCCAU